AUGUCCAAAUAUACAGAAAUUAGAGAAAAGAAUAAUUGCGAUGUUAAACAAAAUGACAGUAAAGAAAAUAUCGUAGAGCUAAUCACAGAUUUAAAAAAAAUCUUGUACAGAUAUAGGAUUGUCAUUAAAAUAUUGAUCCUGCUGAUUAAAGACCUAAAGGUGUCCCAGAAGCUUUAUGGAGACUAUGAAAGGAUGGUCAGGGAGAAGAACGAAUCGCAGGACAAUUACGGCAUCGGGGAUGAAGACAAGGAGAAAAUGGAAAAAAUGUACAUACAGGCCGUCAGGGAAUGGACCGUCAAAUUGUUGCCCAAGAAAUACGCCAUUGACACGAACACAAACCUCAUCAUGUUCUACCUGUGCUUAAUUAGACAGUUCAAAGUUAGUUAG
This is a messenger RNA of Plasmodium inui San Antonio 1, 387 nucleotides long. RefSeq lists its product as hypothetical. The record is from RefSeq and is a predicted model, not a curated record. The coding region runs from base 1 to 387 and encodes 128 amino acids. The transcript has a single exon. NCBI's taxonomy places the organism in Eukaryota, Apicomplexa, Aconoidasida, Haemosporida, Plasmodiidae.